AUGCUGACUUGCUAUUUGACAGGUAUGAUGGAGGAUGGGAGGCUUGUGUUCGCUGCGUGGAGGAUAGGUUCCCUAAGGUUAUCGACUGGGCUGAAGUCGAUAAGGCCUUUCAGAUGGAUGGUCAUAUCCUCCCUAAGGAUCACCCUCGUGCUGUCGGCUGCAAGCUCCCUGACUAUAUUGUUGCAAACGUUCAUCCUAGCGAGCUCCCCAUUCCUCCUUUUGAGAACAAGGAUUAAUGGUUUUGGCGGCUAUCUCCUAGCUCUUCCUGUGGCUCUACAGAGACUUGUGCUUCGAUUUCUCCUGUAUGAGGUGUUGGUGUAG
This is a messenger RNA of Beta vulgaris subsp. vulgaris (sugar beet), 321 nucleotides long. NCBI's taxonomy places the organism in Eukaryota, Viridiplantae, Streptophyta, Magnoliopsida, Caryophyllales, Amaranthaceae. The record is from the annotation of a RefSeq genome assembly.